This is a messenger RNA of Gadus macrocephalus (Pacific cod), 2216 nucleotides long. It is a transcript of the gene slc50a1, whose product is annotated as solute carrier family 50 member 1. The transcript is spliced from 6 exons. The coding region runs from base 163 to 822 and encodes 219 amino acids. Gene Ontology annotation, molecular function: sugar transmembrane transporter activity. Gene Ontology annotation, biological process: carbohydrate transport. Gene Ontology annotation, cellular component: membrane. NCBI's taxonomy places the organism in Eukaryota, Metazoa, Chordata, Actinopteri, Gadiformes, Gadidae. The record is from RefSeq and is a predicted model, not a curated record.
UGAAACUGGUUACAUAUACGGAAGUACAGUUGCCGUCAUAGCGUAGAUCGGGUGUUUGUUUCAUUCAGUUUACCUUUUGUGAUCAUAAGUAUUAAACAUCGAAGCAUUUUACUAAUAUAAAUUAGUAGGUAGACCACCAACUAGCUUUUCCAGUCAAGUUAUAUGGAUUUUCUGGUACUUCUGUCAUGGGCGUGCAUCGUUUUCACAGUCGGGAUGUUCUCCACAGGACUAACGGACCUAAAGAAGAUGAUGUCCACCAAAAGUUCGGACAACAUACAAUUCCUCCCAUUCCUCAUGACCUGCCUCAAUAAUCUGGGAUGGUUAUAUUAUGGGAUGUUGAAGAAAGACGGGACGGUGAUCCUGGUGAACGUCAUCGGAGCCUGCCUCCAGGUCCUGUACAUCAUCUCCUACUGCCACUACACCAAAGAAAAGCGCCACGUGAUGGGUAAGAGUUCAGUGGCGGCAGGGGUGCUGGCCGCAGGCUGGCUGUACUUCUGCGUGCUGCUGCCCCCGGGAGAGGACCAGCUGGCCCAGCUCGGCCUCACCUGCAGCGUGGUCACUGUGUGCAUGUACGCCUCCCCCCUCAUCGACCUGGUGGGGAUAGUGCGCAGACGCAACCUUGAGUGUCUGUCCUUCCCUCUGACCGUGGCCACCUUCUUCACCUCCACCUCCUGGGUGCUGUACGGCCUGCAGCUCCACGACAACUACAUCAUGGUCCCAAACACACCGGGCAUCUUCACCAGCCUCAUCCGGCUAUUCCUGUUCUGGAGGUUCUCCUCUGUCGCCGAGUCGUCUCCAGGCUACAAGCCCCUCAAACAGUGAAAGGGUGUCUCUCUCAUGCUCGAUGGAAAUGGCCUUAACAAGCGGACCCCCAUCAUGAGCGACGGGUUAUGCUCUGUGAGCACACUGUUGUCCUACGAGACUCAUCUUGUGCCACCAUUUCUAACCGGCUGAUGCCUCUGUGGGUGGAUAAGGGUGUAACACAAUGUGUUGUGUUGUUAGACCCUCUCUUGUUGGAUUGUGUUAUUCUACCUCAGCAGAGAGAUGCGGUAUGCAUCCAUAAAAUGGGGACUCAAUUCAAUGUAUAUGGUAAUGCAUGCGACCCAUAACCCUAUUUUGAAUUGUAAGUCAACAUGAGGCAUUCAUAUACAAUGAAGGGACAUGUGUGCAUACACUUGACAUACUGAGUUGAUCUACAGAUGAGAGACCAUUGUGUCUCCUUUCUGCAGUGGCCUCCUCAGUGUCUUCUGUUAUGUCUUAAGUCGCCAGGGAUCGUUGCACAUCCUGUUGACUGCUCUGCCAUCUGAUCUCUGCCAGCCCAUAUCUCCCCAAUGCCUUGUAGUGCCAAAAGACAAAGCUUUCUGUACAUCCUCGUAUCCUGUGUUUUGACAAGAGCGCUAGAUCAUGACACUCGCUCAGAGAGGGUAGUGGGGGUGUCUAUUCAGACCUGCCAUGUAUACAUUCAGUAUGUGUAUAAAUAUGAUAAAGAUAUAAAAUAUAAAGAUGUUACAUAAAUUACAUCAAUUUAUAAAUGGAUGUGGCUUUUUCUACAUACACACAUUGUGGAUGUUAUUUUUAUAAUCAUCUCUGCUCUGUAAAAAUGAGCCAUACUUCUUUAUUGAUUUUGUCUUGUUUGAGGACUGAUUUGCUGGUAGCUGGUUGUGUUUUUAUAAUAAAUAUAAACAAUUCAUGUGAUUGUUUCAGCUUCAACAGGAACAAAACCGCUAGAUUUGGCAAUAAAGGAAACAGCUGCAGUUUACUAUUUAAAUGAGUUAUUGGUGGAUGGUGGUGUUUUGUUUGUUAGUUUGUUUUGCAUGUAGUAAUGAGUUGACAUGGGAAUGUGUGGAAAGAAGAGGGCGAGAGAGGAAUCCAGGCUAAAACUACAAGGGCAAUAUGGGACGAGAGAUCUUUUGUGUAUGUGUGUGUGUGUGUGUGUGUGUGUGUGUGUGUGUGAGAGAACGAGUACACUGGGGCAGUGGUGGGAAAGUCCAUAUCAGGGGUUCUCAGUGUGUGUGUACACACAGUGUCCUUCUAAUCUCUAAAGUGUUGUGACAGGCAAACCAGUGCUGUGAUGAAGUGGUAUAAAAAAGGUACAUGUGUGUGUGUGUGUGUGUGUGAUAGUAUUAAAAUAUGCAGAGGGUAUGUUAAUGUGUGCAUGUUAAUUGGUGUAUACAGUGUGUGUAUUGUUUAAAAUAAAGUUACUGUGUGUGUCCUUG